UAACUAGUGGGAAUAACCCGCUAAAUCAGGGCGCGUAGCCAACGUGCCAAUCGUUUACGCUCCGUAGCGAACGAAACGCAACAACCGCUUUGUCGCACUAUUAUGGAAGAGUGAUAGAGGAGAAGACUUAAUACGCUACCCUACGGAGCGUAAACCAUAAGAAAGUUGGCACCCAGAUAGGAACUGAAUUGAUUCAUUACGAAACUUAGUCUACCUCUAAAAAUAUAUUACCUACUCUCCAGGAGGUCUACCCAUUAUAGUAAACGAUUUGUCCAUAAGUCCAAGAUACCUAAUACCUACGAGUAGGGCUACUACUUUACGGAGACGGUGCGUAAGUAGGUGUGCCAUAAACUAUAAUUUGGACCGUAACAAACUAUUAUUAUUGGACUCCUAAAAUAUAAUACAGUCACUCCUUUUACUAGUCACACAGACAGCAGUAGGCUUAGCACAGGAGCGUCGCGACUAUUUCGCCUUCAAAAUAUGUAGUUUCAUGCUCACUCAUCGUAAUUUCACUAUUUUAUCAUUGUAACUUGCUAUAACAUAUAUUUAUUUUACUCUUUACUAUGAACCGAACUGGGCGUGUCGUGCGCUGUUGUAGAUCUAUUUAAUCUAUUACCUACUUACAUCAUUGAACUAUUAUACUUACAUAUAUUAUAUAUAUCUACCUACCUACAACACUAGCCUCGUUGAAUUCAUUUUUACCACUUGUCAAUUUGACAUGUUUACAUAUCACAACAUGAGUCAGUCCCAACAAACAAACCUACCUAAAUAUGACUAAAAUUCAUAGAACAACAACACGGUAAUUAAAACCGUGUAACCGGAAUGUAUUGAAUGGAUAUCGUACCCGAGCUAGACACGCCAUCGCUUCUGAAGUUGGCAUCGUUCCUGUUCUGGAGCUGUUUGUACCUGCUGUCCUGCGUGCGGCAGCCGGACAAAUGCCCUGAAUACCACUCGCGGGUCGUCACCCUUCUGCACGGCAGCGUAUCGAGUGUGGUGGGCCUCGCGCAAUGUGGUUUGGGGUCACUCAGCAUAUGCCGGCUAACAGCUCCAGUUCUGCCUGGGCACUAUGCCCUGAUGGUAUGGUCAUGGGGCUACUUCGCAUUCGACCUACUCUGGUGUCUGAUGUACUGGAACCAAGGUCCCUUGAUGCUGGCCCAUCACUUCUGCACCCUAGUGGCCAUUACGAUCUACAUGCACAGAAACGGGACAGGGUGUUCUUUCUCAUGCACAAUGGCGUUUAUGGAAGUAACUAACCCAUUUCUACAAAUAAGAUGGUUCCUCAAAACCGAAGGAUAUGGAAGGACGAUGCUGUUCUACAUAGUAGACAUUCUCUAUUUAUCAUCCUUUUUGCUAAUACGAGGUGUUCUCGGCACCUACAUUUUAUACAAAAUAAUGCCAGUCAAAGUUUUUGGCAUAGACCAGAAGAUGAUCGCGAUUUCAUUAUACAUCAUUUCCAUUGGACUAAUGCGGGAACUCAUUUCGUAUAUUUCAUAUAAAUACAAGGAUAGAGCAAUUGCAAGUGUGACCAAUUUUUUAGAUUAUCAUGGCAUUAUAUUAAACGAUUGUGAUGACAUAUGAUAUACAUGAAUGGAACUACUGAAGAAUAAUAAAGACUUACUAUAAUUUGACUGAA
Cydia pomonella (codling moth) is the source of this 1633-nucleotide messenger RNA. RefSeq names its product TLC domain-containing protein 5-like. The coding region runs from base 832 to 1578 and encodes 248 amino acids. The transcript has 4 exons. The record is from RefSeq and is a predicted model, not a curated record. Gene Ontology annotation, cellular component: membrane. NCBI's taxonomy places the organism in Eukaryota, Metazoa, Arthropoda, Insecta, Lepidoptera, Tortricidae.